Messenger RNA from Myripristis murdjan (pinecone soldierfish), 3698 nucleotides. It is a transcript of the gene acsl4a, whose product is annotated as acyl-CoA synthetase long chain family member 4a. The record is from RefSeq and is a predicted model, not a curated record. Gene Ontology annotation, molecular function: arachidonate-CoA ligase activity. Gene Ontology annotation, cellular component: lipid droplet; plasma membrane; endoplasmic reticulum. The coding region runs from base 286 to 2424 and encodes 712 amino acids. Lineage: Eukaryota; Metazoa; Chordata; Actinopteri; Holocentriformes; Holocentridae. The transcript has 15 exons. Gene Ontology annotation, biological process: neuron differentiation; long-chain fatty-acyl-CoA metabolic process; long-chain fatty acid metabolic process.
CUGGUGCCGAGAAAAGGUAACUUUCGGUCAUUUUUCUUGGCAAGGCAGACGUCGAGUGACCGGGUUUUGUUGCUGCCGCGGAAGCUUGCGGUGUGACUCUUGGACAUUUUUGGAUCCUUGGAAUCCUCUACGCAGAGGGCUUUUCUCUUCAUCAGGUUUCCUUGCUGACACCAUUCCCUUCAUACACCCUAAAAAUCAUACCCAGGACAGCUGUCUAGCCAAAACUCGCCUCACCAGUUGUUGCUUGACCAGUUCCGUUCCCCACAUACCCUUCCGCUGAACAGUAUGGGUCUCCAAUCAGACUCUGCCCUACACUCCAUACUCCUUUUUCCACUCCAUGCCUUAGUAUGGCUGUACUCUGUCAUUUCCUUCCUUCCCUGGUACUACAUCACUGGUGCUGGGCAGAAGACAGCCCAGUCCAAGCGCAUCAAGGCCCGUUCCACAACAGGCAGAACAGAGGGGCCGUACCGCUCUGUGGACCACUUUGAAUCCCUGGCCAGAGAGGAUUUCCCUGGCAAGAACACCCUGGAUAAGCUGUUUGAGCAUGCUGUGCAGCGCUUCGGGCAGUCUGACUGUCUUGGCACCAGAGAUGUACUGAGUGAAGAGAAUGAGACCCAACCCAGUGGGAAAGUAUUCAAAAAGCUGAUCCUUGGGGAGUAUCGGUGGCUGUCCUAUCAAGAAGUGCACACAAUGGUCAGGCAUUUUGGCAGUGGACUGGCAGCUCUCGGGCAGCAGCCUAAAAGCACCAUUGCCAUCUUCUGCGAGACCAGAGCAGAGUGGAUGAUUACUGCUCAAGCCUGCUUCAAGUAUAACUUCCCAUUGGUGACAUUCUACGCGACGCUGGGAGAGGAGGCAGUUGCCUUUGGAUUGAACGAGACUGGAGUCACACAUCUCAUUACCAGCAUGGAACUACUUGAGAAUAAACUGAAGAAUGUGCUUCCGAAGAUCCCAAAGCUGAAGCAUGUUAUCUAUGUGGACCAGAAGAGAGUGAGCACAGAAGGCUACCCAGCAGGACUUUCCAUCCACGCCAUGCACGCUGUACGAGAACUGGGAGCAAAGCCUGAAAAUAUGGCUAGGGAGAUAUCCAAGCCCCAGCCUUCAGACCUGGCAGUGGUGAUGUACACUAGUGGCUCUACAGGCUUACCCAAAGGAGUCGUGAUUGUCCACAGUAACCUGAUUGCUGGAAUGACGGGACAGUGUGAACGUAUCCCCGGACUAGGGCCCACUGAUACCUACAUAGCCUAUCUGCCCCUGGCUCAUGUUCUGGAAAUGACAGCAGAGAUAUCCUGUGUGACGUAUGGCUGUCGGAUCGGCUACUCCUCCCCACAGACACUGUCAGACCAGUCCACCAAGAUAAAGAAAGGAAGUAAAGGAGACUCUACUGUUCUCAAACCCACCCUGAUGGCAGCUGUGCCGGAAAUCAUGGAUCGCAUAAACAAAAAUGUGAUGAGCAAAGUGCAGGAAAUGAGUUACAUUCAGAAAACGCUGUUUACACUGGGCUACAACUAUAAACUGGAACAGAUCAAGAGGGGCUAUGACGCACCGCUUUGCAAUGCGCUACUGUUCCGGAAAGUGCGGGGUCUACUAGGAGGACGGGUGAGGAUGAUGUUGUCAGGAGGGGCUCCUCUGUCGCCAGCCACCCAGAGAUUCAUGAAUGUGUGUUUCUGUUGUCCUGUGGGCCAAGGCUACGGCCUGACUGAGACCUGCGGAGCGGGCACCAUCACAGAGGUCGCUGACAUCAGCACCGGUCGUGUUGGAGCACCUCUCAUUUGCUGUGAGAUCAGACUCAGGGACUGGUUUGAAGGUGGCUACACGAAAAAUGACAAGCCUCACCCACGAGGUGAGAUCCUGAUUGGUGGUCCUAAUGUAACCAUGGGUUACUACAAAAGUGAGAGCAAUGACCAGGAUUUUUUUGUCGACGAUAAAGGCCAGCGGUGGUUCUGCACCGGUGAUGUCGGGGAGAUCCACCCUGACGGCUGUCUACAAAUAGUGGACCGCAAGAAGGAUUUGGUAAAACUGCAGGCUGGGGAAUAUGUGUCCCUUGGGAAAGUGGAGUCUGCUUUGAAGAAUUGCUCCCUCAUAGACAAUAUAUGUGCUUAUGCAAACAGUGACCAGAACUAUGUGAUCAGCUUUGUGGUGCCCAACCAGAAGAGGCUGACAGAACUGGCCAAGCAAAGAGGGAUAGUAGGAACAUGGGAGGAGAUCUGCACUCACCCUGACAUGGAAAGAGAUGUUCUCAAGGAGAUCAAAGAGGUCGCUGCUACAAUUAAACUCCAACGGUUUGAAAUUCCAAUGAAAGUUCAUCUUAGCCCUGAGCCAUGGACGCCCGAGACAGGUCUCGUCACAGAUGCUUUCAAGCUGAAGAGGAAGGAGCUGAAGAACCACUAUAUCCAUCACAUAGAGAGAAUGUAUGGGGGCAAAUAACUGCACCAAUUUCACCACAGAACUCCCCGCUGCCACCAUAACCACUAUUUUGAUGUGUAAAUAAUAUUUCAGGUACCCAUUUGGAUUUUUAAGCUGUUUGUGUACCCCAAGUGUAUAAAUGAGAAUGAAUUAAACAAAAAAGCUCAAGCUGUAGAUAGCUGCUGUUGUUGGCGAAGCUGUGCUGCUUUCAUUCUUGUGCUUAGAAAAAAAUGAGUUUUGAUUGUCAAAGAGAGAUACAGCAAAGUGGCACCUCUUAUUCUGUUUAUAAUGGUCUGGGACCGCAACAGUGCUUAACUGCCAUCCACUUCGAUUUCUCUGUACCAGAUUUGUAACUGAUAUGCUUAAAGUAUCGGUGUCCUCUAUUUGUUGUUGCAGCAUUGUUGUUACCCGUCCCCUUGAAAUAUUAACUGUAGUAAUCAGUGUGGCUUAAAUAUGAGAUUUCUGUUGCUCUUUGAAGUUGAGGAGUAGUGAUGUUACCGUGCCUUCAGUUUUCAGUACUUGUGUGCAGUCACGCAAAAGUAGGUGGCACCUCGAACAAUGAAAAUAGUGUAGGGAUUUGUUACGUGAAUGGCUUAACUGCCAUGUAAGGUUUACCCAGUGCUUAAGGAAAAUAUCCCCACCUGGAGAGAUGACGACAGGCCUUUAGUUAUAGAGCUUGGAACUUGCAAAACAGGCAUUACUCAUAGUGAGGUCUGCUUAUGUCUCUCCAUGCUCUCCAGUUGAGUUACCCUGGCCAACUUUGAUAUUGCUUUAUUUUAUACCUUUUUGUGUUGUAUUUCAUUGGAACCGUCAGACCAAAUGUAUAAACAUCUACAUGACUCAGGAACAUUAGAAUAGCAAAUAUUUUAAUAUAUUGUCAAGUAGUGGAGUAUUUGUAUAGAAAGCACUUCUGUCAAAUUCUUGUCAGCACCUUAUUUAUUAAAAGCAAGCAUGCCGAGCUAAGCUAUAAAGAUGCUUUUUUUUUUAGCAUUAGUUGUAGAUCAUAACUGGCAUACUGCAAAAUCAUGCAUUUUACCUCAGUUAAAACAAUGGGUUAAUGUACAAUUUGGUCUCAAGAGGUUAUCUAAAGCAAGAUCUGUUCAUUUCAAUAUAGGAAUGUUUUCUAUGUAUUUUCCAAGUAUUGUUAACAAACCUGUUUCAUUAAAACUUAAACAAGGACUUUUCCAGUCACCCUUUACCGUUAGUUGUUUGGUGAUACUGUUCAUAUUUAUUCCAUUAUUAGGAUCAGAUGCUUUGUGCAGCAUUUGUUGUGAAUAAAUGUCAUUUUGUACUUA